Molecule: messenger RNA, 663 nt
Organism: Sardina pilchardus (European sardine)
Lineage: Eukaryota; Metazoa; Chordata; Actinopteri; Clupeiformes; Clupeidae
Exons: 6
Coding region: 61-663 (200 amino acids)
Source: RefSeq, a predicted model, not a curated record
GCCUCUCUAUGUCCUCAUAUUGAGAACAUCUGUGAUUCCCCAAGAGAAAGGUUUGGCAUUAUGGCUGCAAACAAACUGGGCAUUCUGUAUGAGUUGGAGUCUGAACAACUGAAGCAGUUCAGGACAUGCCUGUCUGAGAUGAAGGAGGAGGGGUUUACGCCCAUUCCCAAAGAGAAGCUGAAUGACAGUGAUGCUACAGAUGUUGUCGAUAAGAUGAGGGAGGCUUAUGGGGAGGAAGACAUGAAGGAAAUUACUUUGCUCAUCUUGAGGAAGAUGGACUUGAAGAUCAGACCUGCAGACGAACUAGAGAGUAAUCUCCCCCUGUCUGAGAUGAAGGAGGAGGAGGUUGAGCCCAUCCCCAAAGAGCAGCAGAAGGACACUGAUGGGGAGGAAGACAAUAAUCUCCCCCUGUCUGAGAUGAAGGAGGAGGAGGUUGAGCCCAUCCCCAAAGAGCAGCAGAAGGACACUGAUGGGGAGGAAGACAAUAAUCUCCCCCAGUCUGAGAUGAAGGAGGAGGAGGUUGAGCCCAUCCCCAAAGAGCAGCAGAAGGACACUGAUGGGGAGGAAGACAAUAAUCUCCCCCAGUCUGAGAUGAAGGAGGAGGAGGUUGAGCCCAUCCCCAAAGAGCAGCAGAAGGACACUGAUGGGGAGGAAGACAAGUGA